Molecule: messenger RNA, 2418 nt
Organism: Aspergillus chevalieri
Lineage: Eukaryota; Fungi; Ascomycota; Eurotiomycetes; Eurotiales; Aspergillaceae
Product: glycoside hydrolase family 31 protein
Exons: 1
Coding region: 1-2418 (805 amino acids)
Biological process (GO): carbohydrate metabolic process; N-glycan processing
Molecular function (GO): alpha-glucosidase activity
Source: RefSeq, a predicted model, not a curated record
AUGUUCCAUUCUAUAUUCAGCAGCAUGGCGUGUUCGAUGAGCCCUGUGGCACACCCUCAAGCCAUUGUUUCCGGUCCCAACUAUCGUUUUACCGUCCUCACCAAUCGUCUCGUCCGAUACGAAUGGGCCCCCGAUGGCCUGUUCGAAGACAGGGCUUCCACCUUUGCCAUCAACCGCUAUUUCCCUGUUCCUCGAUUCCGUCUCCUCGAUGGCGAUGAUGUCCAGAUUAUAACUGAGCACUUCCAUCUGAGCUACAAUAAGAAGCGGUUCACGCCGGGGGGGUUAGUCGUCCACUUGAACUCCGACCACACAGAAUGGGGCGCCCCGUGGCAGUACGGGAUCUCUGAAAACCUCAACCUGGGAGGCACAGCCCGAACCCUCGAUCUCUGCGAUGGACGAUGCAAUAUGGGGCAAGGGAUCAUGUCCAAAGCAGGGUAUGCAAACCUUGAGGACUCGUCUUCCAUGCUCUUCGAUGGAGAAUUUGUGGCAAGCAGAAAGCCCGGGGACCGCGUGGAUGGAUACCUUUUCUGCUACGGCCACGACUACAAAGCAGCUAUCAAGGCAUUCUACGCAGUAUCCGGCAAGCAGCCCAUACUUCCCCGUUUUGCACUGGGAAACUGGUGGAGUCGAUACUAUGCAUAUCGCCAGGAUGAGUAUAUUGCUCUCAUGGACAAGUUUUAUGACCAUGAGAUUCCCCUGUCGGUUGCAGUCGUCGACAUGGACUGGCACCUGGUGUCACAGGAAUGUGUGCCUCAUUCAGGUUGGACGGGCUAUAGCUGGAACAAAGAGCUCUUUCCAGAUCCCGAGCAGUUUCGGCGUGACCUGCACGCAAGAAACUUAAAGAUUACACUGAAUGACCACCCCCACAACGGAAUACACUCGCACGAGGACGCCUACGAGGAGAUCGCUGAGGUUUUCGGUCACUGCACUCAUCAUAAAGACCCAAUCCUCUUCGAUCCCGCCAACCCGUAUAUACAGGUCUAUUUACAGAUCCUGCAUCGCAAACUAGAGCGGAUCGCGUGUGACUUCUGGUGGAUCGACUGGCAACAAGGCCCACACUCCAAAGUUUGCGGUCUAGAUCCCCUCUGGGUUCUGAACCAUUUCCAGUACCUCGAUCACAGCCGGAAUCGAAACACCACGCCGCUGAUUUUCUCACGAUACGCCGGCCCCGGAAGCCAUCGAUACCCCGUGGGCUUUUCGGGGGACUCAGUGGUGACCUGGAACUCAUUAGCUUUCCAGCCAGAAUUCACGGCUACAGCCUCGAAUAUCGGGUACGGGUGGUGGAGCCACGAUAUUGGAGGCCAUAUCUUUGGUGGCCGUGACGACGAGCUGGUCGCCCGUUGGGUACAACUGGGAGUCUUUUCCCCCAUCUUUCGUCUUCACUCAGAGCUGUCUCGAUGGACGUCCAAGGAGCCAUGGCUGUAUCGUUCGGAAUGUAUGAAGGUCAUGUCAGAAUUCAUGAGACUGCGGCAUCGACUGGUGCCGUUCAUAUAUACACAGAAUGUUGUUGGUUCUUGGGAAGACGAGCCGCUGGUGCAACCUAUGUACUGGGCUUAUCCAGACAGUGACAAGGCUUAUUCAUUUCCCAAUCAAUACUUGUUCGGUUCGAAGCUCUUGGUCGCCCCCAUUGUCCAACCUCGGGACAAAAGGACAAACCUGGCGUCUGUCAAGGCAUGGCUACCCUCCGGCUCUCGCUAUGUGGACCUGCUUACCGGCGUUAUCUACGAUGGAAAUCGUGAGAUUAAUCUUUAUCGGGGGCUGCAGGAAUAUCCUGUUCUGGCUAGUGAGGGUACCAUUAUCCCCAUGGACGCGAGCUCAGUCCCCCGGAACGGCUGCUUGAACCCAGAGGCUCUUGAACUCCUUGUUGUGGUUGGACGCGACGCUGAAUCUAUUGUUUUAGAAAACGUUGGAGAUGAUGGCAAAGACGAGCAGGAAUUGGGCCAAAUGAGGAAGGCCACAGUCAAAUUCCAGCAAGCGGAAGGGAAAGUCACGGUUGAAUCAAUACAGCGACCGGUCACAUUCCGCUUUCUUUCGGUGACUUCAGUUCCAGCGAGUUUCAGGGUGUAUGCAGACGGAAUCGAUCGAACGCAUGAUUCCAGGGCCCGUGUGGAAAAACAUGCACAUGCCUCUAGCCUGGUUGUCGAAUGCUCAUUCAUGUCCAAGACCAGCCAUUCCAUAACAAUCGAACUUGGUUCGAGUCCUGAACUCAGCGUGAUCGAUCCUACCCACAGGCUCCAUGAUCAAAUUAUGGAUUAUCAAACCGACUUCAAAGUUAAGGAUUUACUAUGGCAAGUGGCUGCUCACCGGGAAAUGUCUGUCAAUGCUGCAAUCUCGACAUUGACGCCCCAAGGUUAUGACGAAGCUAUUACGGGGCCUACAGCAGAGCUACUCUUAGCGGACCGCCGGUUGUAUUCUUGA